This is a messenger RNA of Staurois parvus, 315 nucleotides long. The record is from the annotation of a GenBank genome assembly. NCBI's taxonomy places the organism in Eukaryota, Metazoa, Chordata, Amphibia, Anura, Ranidae.
GGGAGAUCAGAUAUAGUGAAUGCAGGGUCCGAGGAGAGCGGAUAUAGUGAAUGCGGGGUCCGGGGAGACCAGUUAUAGUGAAUGCAGGGUCCGGGGAGAGCGGAUAUAGUGAAUACAGGGUCCGGGGAGAGCGGAUAUAGUGAAUGCAGGGUCCGGGAGAGCGGAUAUAGUGAAUGCGGGGUCCGGGAGAGCGGAUAUAGUGAAUGCGGGGUCCGGAGAGACCGGAUAUAGUGAAUGCAGGGGUCCGGGGAGAGCGGAUAUAGUGAAUGCGGGGUCCGGGGAGAGCGGAUAUAGUGAAUGCAGGGUCCAGGGAGA